Molecule: messenger RNA, 851 nt
Organism: Brassica napus (rape)
Lineage: Eukaryota; Viridiplantae; Streptophyta; Magnoliopsida; Brassicales; Brassicaceae
Product: light-regulated protein 1, chloroplastic
Exons: 3
Coding region: 102-521 (139 amino acids)
Cellular component (GO): chloroplast
Source: RefSeq, a predicted model, not a curated record
UUUUCUUCUGCUCUGGUUCUAUAUAUAUAUACCAUGAACUAUUCCAAAACAUUAACAUAAUAUCCAAAUCAGUAAACCAAUCUCCAUACAACAACAUAAAAAUGCAGGGAGCUUUGUGCAUCAAACCAACCAUUCUUCCCCUUUCUUCACCACUUUUUUCUCCAAAGCUCACUAUUCUUCUUCCUCAGACCAUCACCAACACUAAAGCUUCAAGACUCUCAUCUCUCAGACCAAACGGAUCAUCUCCUACAACCUCUGAUCCUCUCACCGUUGACUAUGACUCCCUCCUUUCUGUUUUCCCAGCCGAAGCAUGUGAAGUGAUCAGCGGAUAUGCAUGUUCAGCUGACAUCUACCCUGAAGUCAAGCUUGAAACAAAGCCCAUCUCCCGUCCCGUGACUUCAGAGAACGUAGACCGAGAAUACAUAGAGUAUAACACCCCCAAAACUGUUUUCGUCUCCGAGGCCUGCGAUGAUCUUGGAGGAGAAUUCUGUGAACCUGACUAUCAAAAAGAUGUCUAUUAGAAUUUAGAAGAAGCAAGAUUUGAUGUGAUGUUGAUAUGUGUGUGUAUCUCUAUAACCACUCAUUUCUAUAUAAGCUAGCUUCACCUAAUCAAGACUGAAAUCGUGAAUCAAACCCAAGUUUCCAAAUUUAUCAACACAAUAAUAUGGAAAAUCUCAAACUAGUUUAAGUAACUUAGAGUAAUCUUGCACAAUCGAGAUAUCUCAGACUAGUAAAUUACGUCUGCUACACCGUUUUUCUCUUUAACAUUUCGACACUUCUGUAAAUUAUGGAUGAGAUGUAAACUCUGACUUUUCAUUUUACCACCAAACACUAAAUGAUGUUUUCACCUA